GAUUUAAAGCGGUUAGUUUGUGCUGGUUCACAGUAGUAGGUCGAGGUCGUCAGGUCAGUUUCGGUAAAAUGCAGUAGGAAUAGUUAAAUUUGCAAUGUCAUUUUAUUCUAUAUGCAUUAUCGUGGAUACUUGUAGAUAGCAGUAGGUUUUUAGUAACAGACUGAUUCCUAGCAUCAGUAAAGCUAAUAAAACAUCUCCUAACGUCCUCGAAUCUGAAGUCACAGUGUGCACGGCAAUAUCAGACUGCGUUCAAAAAUUGCCAGAUUGUAAUGGAACGUAAAUAUGUUCUAGCGCUGGAUGUUGGGACAACUACUGUCCGUUGUUACGUUCUGGAUAAUUCCACCACGGUAAUUGGGAAAGCAUGUCAGGAGAUUGAACACCUGUAUCCACAGAUUGGACAGGAUGAAAUAGAACCGGAGGAAUUGUGGACGAAGUCUGUAAGCGUUCUUCGUGACUCUAUAAAAGCUGCUGGUGUGAAUCCACACCAGAUUGCAUGCAUAGGAAUAUCUGCACAGCGCUCAUCUUUCAUAACCUGGCAUAGAGAAACUGGAGAGCCGUUCCACAAUUUUAUAACAUGGAGAGAUCUUCGAGCAGAUGGUCUGGUGCAGCAAUGGAACAAGUCUCUGACAAUGAAGAGUAUCCGAAUGGGAGCCCUGUGUCUUUACACCAUUUCGAGAAACAAGCGGUACCUUGCUGGUAGUGUCUUGAAGCUCAUGAAUGCUCAGGUGACUCUGCGUCUUGUGUGGGUGCUGAAGAAUGUGGAAGCACUUCAGAAGGCUGCAAAAUGCCAUCAGGCCAUGUUCGGUACCAUAGACACAUGGCUCUUGUACAGGCUGACGGGGGGCAAGUUUCAUGUCACUGAUGUGUCCAGUGCAAGUGCAACUGGCUUCUACGAUCCAUUUGUAAUGGAAUGGUGUGACUGGGUGCUCAGACUCUUCUGCAUUCCCUCUGACAUGCUCCCAGAAGUGUGGGACACUGCCUGUGACUUCGGAUGCAUCACCACCGAUAUAGUGGAAGCUGCUAUACCCAUUCGCAGCCUGGUGGCCGAUCAAGCAGCGUCUUUGUUUGGCUCUUGUUGCUUUGAAGAGGGUGAUGUCAAGGUCACCAUGGGAACAGGGACAUUCCUGAAUGUAAACACAGGAUACAAGCCCCAAGCCUCAGUGGCAGGUCUGUACCCACAGAUUGGCUGGCGUGUGGUAGAUGAAAUUGUGUUCAUAAUGGAAGGUGCCUCACAUGACACUGGUUCUCUAAUAAAUUGGGCACAACAAAUAGGUUUGUUUUCUGAACCUACUGACUCUGCUGACAUGGCUAAUUCAGUUCAGAACUCAAAUGGACUUUGCUUCAUACCUGCAUUUAAUGGAAUUCAGGUCCCAAUCAACAAUUUCCAAGCUGCAGCUGGGUUUAUUGGCAUUAAGCCCACAACAAGCCGCCAGCACAUGGUGCGUGCCAUCUUGGAGAGUAUCGUGUUCAGAGUGGUGCAGCUGUACCAGGCUCUUCUAAGAGAAGUCAAGAAUCAUUACACCUGCAUCAAAGUGGAUGGUGGCGUCUCUCGGAACGACUUUGUGGACCAGUUGUUGGCUGACCUCACAGGUUUGAAGGUGGAGAGACCAAAAUCUUCUGAAAUGACUGCGUUAGGUGCUGCUUUUCUUGCUGGUCUUUAUGAAGGUGUGUGGCAGUCCAAAGAUGAGCUGCGUAUGCUGCGACAAGUGGACCGAGUGUUUGAGCCAAGAGCAAAUGUAUGUGAGGAAUAUGACAGCAUUUUGACACUGUGGAGUCAAGCACUGCAUCGUUUCCUAGACUGGUAUGAUACAUAAUACAAACAAAAGACAAUCUGUGUCUCAUUCCAAAUGUGGUGCAGUAUGAACAUAUAAUCUUGGGAAAUUUUUCCUAACAAGUACACAGGACUCAUGCUAUAUAAUUUUGAUACUGAGAGCAUCAUUAAAUAACUUGCAAAAAACUAUAGAAGAACACUGAAAUGAGUACUCAGCUGUUUAUACAGUCCCAUGGAAAUAAAACACCAUUUUAUUAUAUAUACUUCAGUCAGAUAAGAUUGUUAGUAAAGUAUUGGGCCGCCAUUGAAAUUUAUGUCUUCAUAUACAGAGGGGUCCAAAAAAAUGUACUCA
Molecule: messenger RNA, 2123 nt
Organism: Cryptotermes secundus
Lineage: Eukaryota; Metazoa; Arthropoda; Insecta; Blattodea; Kalotermitidae
Product: putative glycerol kinase 5
Exons: 11
Coding region: 270-1814 (514 amino acids)
Biological process (GO): glycerol metabolic process; triglyceride metabolic process; glycerol-3-phosphate biosynthetic process
Cellular component (GO): mitochondrion
Molecular function (GO): glycerol kinase activity
Source: RefSeq, a predicted model, not a curated record